Paramecium octaurelia is the source of this 1202-nucleotide messenger RNA. The record is from the annotation of a GenBank genome assembly. Lineage: Eukaryota; Ciliophora; Oligohymenophorea; Peniculida; Parameciidae.
AUGCUUAAAUCAAAUAAACUAACCUCUGACUCAGCUUUAACCACCAACAGACCAACCAGUCGCAUAGAUACGUCCUAUUUAAAUAGAGGAUACUCUUAACAUUCCUAAAACUAAAGUACAAAUAAGAAAUUGUGGAUAAAAAUUAAUAAAGUCACUGAAGAUGCUGCUGAUACUAAACCUUAUAUUGCAAUCGAAAAGUAAAGGAAUGCUUAUUCUUGUCACAUCAAGGUAAGUGUAAUACUAAUUUCCAUUAGCCAUCCAUAAAUAGGAAGACAAGUUGUGAAAUAAAAAAUUAAAUAGAUUUUAAUGAAAUUAAACAUUUCAUAAAAGAAGUCGAUGAUCAAUAUGAGGAUGAACCAUUUACGAAAAAGGCUAAUCAACAAUAAAAAUAGCAAUAUUAAAACGAAAAGAGACUAAAUCAUUUAAACUUAAUAUUGGCAUCAUAUAGGGACAGGAUUAAAAGUAGAAAUAUAUCAAAUGACAUAGAACCUAAUAAUUAAUAAAGUAUUUAUAUAAUUUGAUGAAUACAAGAAUAUAACAAUAAAAUUAAGAUAAGAUCAAAGUAGAUUGCAAUCAUAAAGUACAUAAUUAAUAAAUCUUAGAUAACAUUCAGACAACAAAAUAGGCUUCAAAAUCUCAAAAUUGAAAUAACAGGACGCAUCAUAAUAGCUGAUUUACAGCAACUAUAUUAAAGUACUAAAUGAUUUAAAUUUUAUGAUUUUAGUCCUUUAGAGCCUCUUCUGAUUAUAUUGUGAAUUAAAUCCCACAUAUGCCUUCGUAAUAGAUAUCAAAACUAACUGAAGAAUUAGGGAAUCCAGAGAAUUAUAAGUAAUAUAAUGACUACUAAUCAAUUUAGUUUAACAAGUGAUAGACUUGAGAAUUCAAAAGAACUUAGUGGAAGGCCUAUGACAUCUAUGAAAUGGAUAGUAAGAAGAAACAAGAAGAAUCCUGAUGAAAUAGACAAUCAAUUAUUUAUGGAUGAAUCAAUGAUUAGCGAGACUGAAGGUAUAUCAUUUGUUUCUAUUAGGCUAGCAAAACUGAAUUCUUUAUAUGGAGAAAGUAUUUAAAUUUAAAAGAAUUUAUUGUAGAACUAGAAAAGCAGUCCAAUUAAAGUAAUUAGUGCGAUUAAAAAAAUGGAUUAGAUUAAAUCUAUUAUCAAUAACGUUAACUCAAAUAAAUUGAUGAAUAAGUUUUUAAUAUGA